AUGCCGCCACGUAGAAGUAAUCCACCUGCAGCGCCAGUCGCAGAAGUAGAACCACCCAAACCCCCGAAGCCGCGAGAAGAUGACACCCUAAGCGUCGAAGACCUCAACCUGCCCAAAUCCAUAGUCCAGCGCCUCGCAAAAGGCGUCCUACCACCUAACACCCAGAUUCACAAAGAUGCGCUCCUCGCCAUGUCGAAAGGCGCAACCGUAUUCGUAAACUACCUCACAUCUGCCGCCGCAGAAGAAGCCCUACGCAGCGGGCGCAAAUCGGUAAUGCCAAACGACGUAUUCGCCGCGAUGCGGGAGCUCGAAUUCGAGUUCAUGCUGCCCCGCCUCGAGGCGGAGGUCAGCAAGUUCACGAGCAUACAGGCGGACAAGCGCAACACGUAUCGCAAGAAGAUCCGCGACGAAAAGAGGGCGAAGAACGACCCCGACGGUGUGUCGGUGAUGACGAAUGGGGAGACGAGCUUUAUGAGCGUGGGCACAGCUGGGGUAGAUGGUGAAGAGCCGCGCGCGAAGAAGGCGAGGUUGGAUGGUGAGGUGGAGGGCAGUGAUGACGAGGGCGUGGAUGAGGCGCAGGAUGUUGAGGAUGAAGAGGUGGAGGAGGACGAGAUUGUUGAGGAUGAGGCGCCGGAGGACGACUUGAAGGAGGAUCCGCUCGAGGACAAAGAGGACAAGGAGGAGGAUGACGAGAUGGCGGAUGAUAGCGACUAG
Didymella exigua CBS 183.55 is the source of this 714-nucleotide messenger RNA. RefSeq names its product histone-fold-containing protein. Lineage: Eukaryota; Fungi; Ascomycota; Dothideomycetes; Pleosporales; Didymellaceae. Gene Ontology annotation, biological process: leading strand elongation; DNA damage response; heterochromatin formation. The coding region runs from base 1 to 714 and encodes 237 amino acids. Gene Ontology annotation, molecular function: chromatin DNA binding; protein heterodimerization activity. The record is from RefSeq and is a predicted model, not a curated record. Gene Ontology annotation, cellular component: epsilon DNA polymerase complex; CHRAC. The transcript has 3 exons.